Molecule: messenger RNA, 1311 nt
Organism: Euleptes europaea (tarantolino)
Lineage: Eukaryota; Metazoa; Chordata; Lepidosauria; Squamata; Sphaerodactylidae
Exons: 1
Coding region: 1-1311 (436 amino acids)
Biological process (GO): deoxyribonucleotide biosynthetic process
Cellular component (GO): cytosol
Molecular function (GO): ribonucleoside-diphosphate reductase activity, thioredoxin disulfide as acceptor
Source: RefSeq, a predicted model, not a curated record
AUGGCCUUCGUCCACUGCGGCUCCGCCGAGUGCACCAAGUCGGAGCUCGACCUCUUCCUGCUAGCCCCCACCCAGACGUGUAUCGAGAAAAGCACGUACGUGGAAGUACCCCCCCUCUCGGCUCUGACGGCGGGCUCGCCCGUGGAGUUUUUUAUAACCGGGCACGGGGAAGAUUAUCUGGACUUGAAUAACACCCUUCUGUACGUCAGCUGUAAAAUCGUCCUGGAAGACGGGACGAACAUCCCCCGCGAUGCCCGCGUGGCGGUGGCAAACUACCCCAUCGCCUCCCUUUUCAGCCAGCUGGACGUGACCGUGGGGGACCGCCUGGUCAGCCAAAGCAGCAACUGUUACCCUUACAGGGCGUUCAUCGAGGGGGUGCUCAACUACAGCGGCGAAACCUUGGCGACGCAGUUUUCCCCGGGGUUGUUUUACAAAGACACCCCGGGGCACCUCGAGAACACCGCUCUGGACGGCCCCAACGAGGGCUUUAAGCAGAGGGCCGCUCUGACCGCCGAGAGCAAGAAGCUCGAGCUUCUGGGGAACCUGCACGCCGACAUUUUUUUCCAGGAGAAACUCCUCCUGAACGGGGUCGAUGUGAAAAUCAAGCUGACUCGCAGCAAGGAUGCUUUCUGCCUCAUCAGCCACGGUCAGGUCGACCACUACAAACUCGUGAUCCUAUCCGCCUCCCUCUUUGUAAAAAAGGUGAAAGUGGCCCUGAGCAUCCGGCUGGCCCACGCCGAAGCCCUGCUGUCCUCUACGGCCAAAUACCCCGUGGACAGAGUCGCCAUGAAGGUGUUCAGCAUCGCGGCCGGCACCCGCGUGAGCAACCAGGAUAACCUCUUCCUGGGCCAGCUCCCCAAGAUGGUGGUGAUGGGCCUGGUGGACAACGACGCUUUCAGCGGGGCUUUCAACAAAAACCCCUUCAACUUCAAACAUUACAACAUUAACUUUGUGGCGUUGUACGUGGACGGGGAGCAAGUGCCCGCCAAACCCUUCCAGCCCGACUUUCCGAACGGGAACUGCGUCAGGGAAUACAUGAACCUGGUGCAGACGGCCGGGAAGCAUCUGCAGGACCGGCCUCUCCUGAUCAACAGGGACGGGUUUGCGAAGGGGUACACGUUGUUUGCCUUCGACCUGACGCCCGAUCAGGAGUGCUCCGACCAUUACUCUCUGAUCAAGACGGGGAACCUGAGGGCCGAAAUCCGCUUCGCCGACGCUCUGGCCCACACGGUCAACCUGAUCGUGUACGGGGUGUUCGAUAACGUGGUCGAGAUCAACCACAACCGCAACGUCCUCUUUGACUACAUGUAG